UUCACUUUGCCUCGAAUUCAACCGACGGGUGAAAAAGCGUUUGCAGCUUUAAUGCCACCGUCUCUGCCUCUGAUCUGCUCUGACUGUUUGGUUUCACAGCGGAAGCUCUUCGAUGCGUGUUGACGCGCUGCUGAGCUCCUAACAGGUGUUUCUUUUGGGGGGAGCAACGCCGCCCUGAGAGGGAACAUGUCCAAUGGGAAAGACGCGAAUGCUGCUGAGAACUCCUCUAAGAUGACCCUGAACGAGUGCCUGGAUGAGUGCAUGGAGGCCUUGGAUCUCUUCCUUAACAACCACUUCAACGAGAGCCUGGAGAGGCUGCGACCAAGAGUGAAUGAGAGUAUGUACCACGCUCUUAUCUACGCCACAGUGCUGGAAAUGCAGGCCAUGAUGACUUUCCAGCACGAUGACAUCAGCAACGCGGGAAACACCAUGAAGAGCGCCCAGGAGGUCUGUCAGAGGUUUCGACGGAAAUCCCCAGGUUUGGGUAACAAGUCAGUCGGGGACUCACUUUCUGAAGUGCAGCUCCACGCGGAAGUGUGUUACGCAGAGUGUCAACUCCAACGAGCCGCUCUCACCUUCCUACAGGAUGAGAGCAUGGUGAGCUUCAUCAAAGGAGGGAUCAAAGUGCGAAACAGUUACCUGAUUUACAAAGAGCUGCACUCCUUCAUCAAAUCCCAGCGCUUUGUCAAAGGACCCAGCCACUGUCACUUAGAAGGAGGGAUAUCAUUUGGGAUGGGGGCGUUUAACCUGACACUUUCUCUGUUUCCUCCACGGAUACUCAAAGUUUUGGAAUUCGCAGGCUUCUCCGGAGACAAGGAGUACGGUCUGUCCCUCCUGUGUGACGGCGCCACGGCGAUGAACCUGCGCUCCAUGCUGUGUGCUCUGCUGCUGCUCUGCUUCUACACCUUCCUCACCUUCAUCCUCGGGACGGGCGAGGGAGACGUGAGCGAAGCCGACAGAUUGCUGAAACCUUUCCGGCUGCGCUACCCACGAGGAGCCAUUUUCCUUUUCUUUGCCGGCAGAAUUGAGGAGAUCAAGGGGAACAUUGAUGAGGCGGUGGCGCUCUUCGAGGACGGCUGCAAGGCCCAGCAGACGUGGAAGCAGUUUCACCACAUGUGCUACUGGGAGCUGAUGUGGUGCUUCACCUACAAGCGUUCCUGGAAGAUGGCGUACUUCUACGCAGACCUGCUGAGCCAAGAGAGCCGCUGGUCCAAGGCCAUGUAUGUGUACAUGAAAGCUGCUUACCUCAGCAUGCUUCCUGAGGAGGAGGCCAGGCCUUUUGGGGAGAACGAGGUGGAGCUCUUUAGACAAGUUCCCACCUUAAAGCAGAAGAUUGCAGGGAAGUCUCCUCCGACUGAGAAGUUUGCUAUCCGUAAAGCCAGACGCUACAAGGCCGCCUCCCCGGUCAGGCUACCGGUACCAGUGCUGGAGAUGAUGUACAUGUGGAACGGCUUCAGCAUGAUCAGCAAAAGACCAGAGCUGACUGAAGGCAUGAUGCAGACGCUAGUAGAGGCAGAGCGCGCUCUACUGGAGUCUCCUGAAAACGAGUACACGGUGGACGACCGCUGUUUGAUCCACAUGCUGAAGGGCCUGUGCUUGAAGAACCAGGGUCUCCUGCAGGCGGCCGAGGAAUGCUUCAACAAAGUGUGUUCCAGUGAGAAGAAGAUCAGGUUUGACCACUACCUGGUGCCCAACUGUCUGGUGGAGCUCAGUCUGCUUUACAUCGACCAGGGCAGGAGGGACGAGGCCAUUAAGCUGCUGCACAAAGCCAAACACAACUACAAAGAGUACUCGAUGGAGUCUCGCACACAGUUCCGGGUUCACGCCGCCCUGGCCAAGCUGAAGGCCGACACCCGUGAAGAGGAGGAGGACACCCAUCUGUAGGGGGACGGGUCUCCGGCGUCGGACUCGUGGCUGUUUUAACUCCGGCAGCUUUUAACUUAAAUAUUUUGUCUACAGGUGAACACUGGGUCCCGCUGUGGUCAGCUCGACUUUGAGGUGUUUCUGAGUCUUGACAGAAGGUAGAAUGUUUACGAGCGCCGUCCUCGUCGGAGCCGAGCGAGCUUGAGACUUGAGUGUACAUACGAUAGACCUUUUAUUUUCUAGAGAUGUUUACAUUGAUGAUUAAACACUAAAUCUUAACUGAUUGAAGCCACUAGAAAUAGACAAUUUAAAAUGACGUGUACAGUAUUUUACUGUAGUAAUAGUUUCUUUUGAUUACAACAUAAUUAAGUUGAGCAAACUGUGCUGAUGUUUUGGAUUUACGACGUUUCAGGUAUUUUACAAGCUAAAAGUAAUUUGAAUAACAAGUCAACUGGUGUGAAGCAGUUUAGAACCCACAGCCAGUAUUGUUUGCACCCUGACACGUGUACGGUGGGUCACUGUGGCGUCCCGUUGAGCAUAGACGAUGUGGAAGUACAUAAGAGGACAGCUGUGUUUGAUUUUAAUCACGAUUCAGUGUUGAUCGGGGCGUGCAUUUACCAAAAAAACCCAAAACAUUUUCAAUAAAUGAACUGUACCGAUGAAAGUCUGCAGUUAAAUUAA
Messenger RNA from Stegastes partitus (bicolor damselfish), 2544 nucleotides. RefSeq names its product tetratricopeptide repeat protein 39A. NCBI's taxonomy places the organism in Eukaryota, Metazoa, Chordata, Actinopteri, Pomacentridae. The transcript has 18 exons. Bases 187 to 1884 code for a protein of 565 amino acids. The record is from RefSeq and is a predicted model, not a curated record. Gene Ontology annotation, molecular function: protein binding.